CCACUCGAUCCCCAUCUCGUACCACAACUGUCCCCCCAGUAUGUGAAACACUACAAUGAGCACAUAAGACACCAGGUACCGAUCCACCGUCGACCACCUACAGCGUCGAGGCCCGUACCGCCUCCUUCUCCUAUUCACUGGGAUAUCGCCCCUAUUUCGGUUAGUAAGUGUAAAGAUGUCUCUGUCGAAAGGAAGGAGUCGCAGGGCUCUGCCCUCCAGAUACGGUACUUUGUGCCGUUCGGCGAUCGGCCACCACCGGGCUGGCCCGUGGUGAUCUACUUCCACGGCGGGGGUUGGAUGCUUGGAGAUCUGGACAGCGAAAACCCUUUGUGUACUAGGCUAUGUAUGGAGGCAAACGCCGUAGUAAUUAUGACAGAAUAUAGGCUCGCUCCCGCCCAUCCUCAUCCGGCGGCGAUUGAGGAUUCGUUGGAAACAUUGCUGUGGGUGAAGUCACAGAAGGAUUGUGGUCUGCACCUAGACUUGACGAAGGUGGUAGUAGGGGGUCAAUCUGCCGGGGCGAAUAUUGCUGCGGUGGCGGUGCAU
Molecule: messenger RNA, 543 nt
Organism: Exophiala aquamarina CBS 119918
Lineage: Eukaryota; Fungi; Ascomycota; Eurotiomycetes; Chaetothyriales; Herpotrichiellaceae
Exons: 2
Molecular function (GO): hydrolase activity
Source: RefSeq, a predicted model, not a curated record